AGAGAGAGAGGCUGGACUCCAUUAGUGUGAGGGGGAAAGUGUUCGGGACUCUUCGCCUCUCUCUCUUCUUCUUCUUCGGGGAUUUCUCUGUGUUUUCCUCGCGGGACUCGGACUCACACAUGGUGUAAAGAAGGUGGAAGUUGCAGUCGACGGGUUCAGAGUGUUUUUCUCUUCGUGAAGGAUGGCGCUGGACGGGAUCCGGAUGCCCGAUGGCUGCUAUGCCGACGGGACGUGGGAGCUGAAGAUGCAUGUCACCGACCUCCACCGGGACGUGUCGCUGAGGGUCACUGGGGAAAUCCACAUCGGCGGAGUAAUGCUCAAACUUGUGGAGAAACUAGAUGUGAAGAAGGACUGGUCAGACCAUGCUCUGUGGUGGGAGAAGAAGAAGACAUGGCUGUUGAAAACCCACUGGACAUUGGACAAGUACGGCAUCCAGGCCGAUGCCAGGCUGCUCUUCACGCCGCAGCACAAACUUCUGCGCCUCCAGCUGCCCAACAUGAAGCACAUGAAGGUCAAGGUCAACUUCUCGGACCGUGUCUUCAAGAAUGUGUCCGACAUCUGCAAAACCUUCAAUAUUCGCCACCCAGAGGAGCUUUCUCUACUGCGUAAGCCCCGUGAUCCUAAGAAGAAGAAGAAAAAGCUGGAGGAGGCAGAGGAGGAUGAUCUUGAGCUGGAGGGUCCACUGUUAACCCCGGGAUCAGGGAGCAUCUACUCCAGUCCGGGCUUGUACAGUAAGACAAUGACCCCCACCUACGACUCCAGGGACGGAAGUCCGCUGUCGCCCACCUCUGCCUGGUUCGGGGACAGCCCCUUGUCCGAGGGAAAUCCCAGCAUCCUCGCCGUCAGCCAGCCAAUCUCCUCACCAGACAUCCUGGCGAAAAUGUACAAGCCCCAGUCGCUGCUGGACAAAGCCAAAAUCAACCAGGGGUGGUUGGACUCAUCCAGAUCUCUGAUGGAGCAGGAUGUAAAGGAGAAUGAGGUGCUGCUGCUGAGGUUCAAAUACCACAGUUUCUUUGACCUCAACCCUAAGUAUGAUGCCAUCCGAGUGAACCAGCUCUAUGAACAGUCCAAGUGGGCCAUCCUGUUGGAGGAAAUCGAGUGCACGGAGGAGGAAAUGAUGAUGUUUGCUGCCCUGCAGUACCACAUCAACAAACUGUCAAUCAUGGCUUCAGACAACCACAUGAACAACAGUGAGAAGGAGGUGGACGAGGUGGAUGCAGCCCUGUCAGACCUGGAGAUCACGUUGGAAGGAGGGAAGACGUCCAACACACUGGGUGAUAUCACAUCUAUUCCUGAGCUAGCUGACUACGUCAAAGUUUUCAAACCCAAGAAGCUGACGCUGAAGGGCUAUAAGCAGUACUGGUGCACAUUCAAGGAUAUCACAAUUUCCUGUUACAAGAGUAAAGAGGAGGCGCACGGGACACCUGCUCUACAAAUGAAUCUAAGAGGUUGUGAGGUAACUCCAGAUGUUAACAUCUCGGGUCAGAAAUUCAACAUCAAGCUGCUAAUCCCUGUGGCUGAUGGCAUGAACGAGAUCUGGCUUCGGUGUGACACAGAGAAGCAGUACGCCCACUGGAUGGCCGCGUGCCGUUUGGCCUCCAAAGGGAAGACCAUGGCUGACAGCUCUUACAACCUGGAGGUCCAGAACAUUCUGUCCUUCCUGAAGAUGCAGCACAUGAACCCCGACCCUCAGUUCAUUGAGCCGAUCACCACCGACAUCAACCCAGAAUGCCUGGUGUCGCCGCGCUACCUGAAGAAGUACAAGAACAAGCAGAUUUCAGGCCGGAUCCUGGAGGCCCACCAGAACGUGGCCCAGAUGAGUCUCAUCGAGGCCAAGAUGCGUUUCAUCCAGGCGUGGCAGUCGCUCCCCGAGUUCGGAAUGACUCACUUCCUCGCAAAGUUCCAGGGAGGAAAGAGGGAGGAGCUGAUCGGCAUCACCUACAACCGUUUGAUCCGGAUGGACGGCGGCACCGGAGACGCCAUCAAGACCUGGCGCUUCAGCAACAUGAAGCAGUGGAACGUCAACUGGGAGAUCAAGAUGGUGACGGUGGAAUUCGCCGACGAGCCGAGCCUGUCGUUCAUCUGCGCCGAGGUCGACUGCAAGGUCGUCCACGAGUUCAUCGGCGGCUACAUCUUCCUGUCCACGCGCGCCAAGGACCAGAACGAGUCUCUAGACGAGGAGAUGUUCUAUAAGCUGACCAGCGGCUGGGUCUGAGCUGCACCCCCCCCCCACCCCCCGAACAAGCCAGGGUCAACGAUUGUGGGCCAGGAGGGGAGCGGGGGGAGUGGAGCCACGUUGUAUGGGUUUAUUUUAUUCUACUUUUUAAAGUUUUUUUUGGAGCUGUGCUGAAGAGUCCAGAGCAGCAACCGUUGCCAUGCCGACAACCGUGUUCUCUGUUGUUUUGCCGACGAGGUCACUUGUUCUAACACUAAAUUGUGGUUGAAUCAGUUCAGACGAACUUUGAACUUAAACUCCUGUGGUUGAGCAGAAGCCUGUUUAACUACGACCCCCUUCCUCCUCCUCCUCCUCCUCCUCCUCCUCCUCCUCCUGGACCGACGGCCAUCAACUUCACGUCCAUGACUUCCCUUUAAACACCAAUCAAACACCAAAUUUAAUCCCAAAGAUCCUUUGAUUUUCUUUCUUCCUCUUCACUCUUUUGUCUUUUCCUCUUUCUCUUCUAGAACAGGACUAAAGAGCUGACGUCAAACUGUCGUUUAAACAUUUUAGUGCCACAGAUGCCCACAGUCAUAUCUAAUUAUUUAUCCUAAAACACGGACUUCCUCAGAGUCUGAUGGGGGGGGGGG
This is a messenger RNA of Limanda limanda (common dab), 2805 nucleotides long. RefSeq names its product FERM domain containing kindlin 2 (gene fermt2). Gene Ontology annotation, biological process: cell-matrix adhesion; integrin-mediated signaling pathway. The record is from RefSeq and is a predicted model, not a curated record. Gene Ontology annotation, molecular function: integrin binding. The transcript is spliced from 15 exons. Gene Ontology annotation, cellular component: extrinsic component of cytoplasmic side of plasma membrane; focal adhesion. Lineage: Eukaryota; Metazoa; Chordata; Actinopteri; Pleuronectiformes; Pleuronectidae. Bases 182 to 2215 code for a protein of 677 amino acids.